UGCACACGCAAUCCAAACACACGCUGGAAGGAGCGCAUGACACCGCCAGCGACAAGCCGAGCAGGUGGGGGCCGGAGCACAAAGCCAAGGCGACCAGUAGCAACAGGGUCGGGGGGCAUGAGGGCGAGAGCGGGAGCACUCGUAUGGUUGUUGAUGGCGGUGCAAUCUCGAGCCUUUCUGGUUGCCCCAGCAGUAGGCGGAGGAGUGUGCCGUCCCCGAGCUGCUGCUGGUGCUGCUCGCACCUCAGCAGCGUCGCCGCUGAUGGCGUACGACGUGAAGUAUUCGCCAAACAAGUGGUGGGACGAAGAUGACAUCGUGCCCGGCUUUGGAGGGAUCUGGCCAGGAGACCCGGACGCAGAGACCCAUCAUGUGACGUACGUGAACAAGGCCGGCGAAGAGGUGGCAUCGGCGGACGUGCCAGUGGACCGCUACAUCUUCUUUGCCACGGAAGACGCGGGUGUUGACGUCCCCAUCAUAAACAAGAAGAGGAUGUGCAGAAACGGCUGCUGCACAACGUGCGCCGUCAAAGUGUUGGAGGGAAAGGCACGUGUGAAGCAAGAAGGCGCGCUCGGUCUGUUGAAAAACCUUAGGCAGGAGGGAUACGCGCUGACGUGUUGCUCGUACCCCAAGUCAGACCUCGUGGUGCAGCUGCAGGAGGAAGACGAUGUGUACAUGAAGCAGUUCGGGAACGACUUCGAGGGAGGAGGAGUAGAGUGGGGAGGGUUCUUCCUUGACGAAGAUUAGGACUGUAUUUCUUGUGUUAGCUUAAGACUUGUACUAUAAUAAGUAAGAUGUCGACGGAGGGCAUGUUACGGCCCCCCUGAGCAACAUGUCCGGAGGGACCGAGCACAAUGUACCACCGUUAGUGCUGUGCAAGCGCAAUACGUUGUGUGUAUGUGGUUGUCGAUGGACUUUGGUUUCACGGCGAUAACGUCUGAUCUUGGUCGUAAGAUGCUGACUGACUGGAUGUUGUUAUGCUGUUUUCUCAUCUUGAAGAGAGAACUGUGACGCCCCUUAUCCCCAGCUUGCAUGAAUUCCGACAAGAUUGGGGCACACCUUUUCUUGUCCACAUCGACAUCAACUGAGUCGUGUUGGAGUGGUGCUAGCUCACAUUGUCUGCUUCGUACGGUGUUGACUAUCUAGACUACUUGGAAGUGCAAAUGAAUGACAACACGUGCGUUCUGAGGGCAUGCAUGUGUGUCAUCGGUGAUCACACCAAAAGCUGUAUACUUCCGUGCUGACCCCAUUGUAAUACCUUCUUUAUUUUUUGUCGGGUUUUGGAUGGAAGGGCGAACACACAAGUACGACAGAGAUGGCUCUGUCGACGCGGGGUCUAGACUUGAGGCUUAUCCUUCUCUGACGUCGCAUGUAGCAGGACACCCUAAAAUUCGUCACCACUUAGGGGGCCUAGAAAGUUUAACCCUGGGGCACCCGAGAAGUGAGUCAAGGUUGCCUGCAUGUU
Ectocarpus sp. CCAP 1310/34 is the source of this 1462-nucleotide messenger RNA. The record is from the annotation of a GenBank genome assembly. NCBI's taxonomy places the organism in Eukaryota, Phaeophyceae, Ectocarpales, Ectocarpaceae.